Messenger RNA from Pochonia chlamydosporia 170, 384 nucleotides. RefSeq lists its product as hypothetical. The transcript has a single exon. The record is from RefSeq and is a predicted model, not a curated record. Lineage: Eukaryota; Fungi; Ascomycota; Sordariomycetes; Hypocreales; Clavicipitaceae. Bases 1 to 384 code for a protein of 127 amino acids.
AUGCCCUCGUCCAGUCCACAUGAACGGCAACAGGAUUGCCAAGUAUUGUACUGUAGCAAUGUUGCAUUUUCUUUGCCGGCAAUUGCGCCCUCUUCGUUGUCUGUCUGCGUCUCCUUAUCCACCACUCAGACACCUUGUCCUGACGUGCCGUUCUUGUCUGCUGAUGCAGGGAAAAAAGGACGGGUCAUGUCACACGGGAGUGAACUACCGCCAGAGUCAGGCUGGCAAAGUCCAUGUCCUUUCUCAUCUCUUGGUUUACUGCACUCCGUACACCCGUGUGUGAUAAGCUUCCAAUGCACAGAGAAAAAGGUAACAUCCACAGGGCAGAGGAAGCGGCUCGACGGCGGCGCGCCAUUUGAUAUCGGGCUCGUGAUAUCAAUAUGA